Pocillopora verrucosa is the source of this 1250-nucleotide messenger RNA. The record is from RefSeq and is a predicted model, not a curated record. Lineage: Eukaryota; Metazoa; Cnidaria; Anthozoa; Scleractinia; Pocilloporidae.
UGUCUUCAUUCGAGAAACCCCUCUUUCCUAGCCGGUAGCUUACUUAGCAAGGCUCGAUUGAGGUAUUACGAAGUUGGAUUCAGGGAUUCGUUUGGGUAGAAGCGGCUGUCACAGUGAGCGGGCAGGGGCGAAUAUCUCACGAAAGAAAUUAGUCGUGAUAACUUCCAAGAUUUGGUACCGCAGUCUAAACACUGAGUAAAUACGAGCAGAUAUCUCGCGAAAGGAAAAGAUGGCCUAUUUGUCACCCAUUGUCCUUCUUACUGUCGCUUUAACCAUUGUGUACUUCGUCCAAACUGCUAGCGCUGCGGUUCAGUACUGUUCUUCAUCUGAGGCUCAACAGGAUGCGCAGAUAGCAAUGAAAAAAUGCAACAGCCAGAUCAAAUUCUGUUUCCUUCGCUACCAAGAUCGUAAUCCACAACUUCUGUAUUGUAAAGGAAUGUUGAAAUUGCUGAAGUGUGCAUUCUCCGAGAACAAAAAAUUCAACGAGAAGUACACCGACUGUCGUAGUGAAGUGUUGGAUGAGUGGAUGUUUGUUGUUCUUCAGUACGUGUGUAUUGGCAAACAUCUGGGCAUAUGUAACGACUAUACUGAUAAACAAAUGGCUAAGAUGGAGAACAUGACAGAUCGUUACGAAAGCAAAGCACGGUACCAAGGUAGAGGCGUAUGCGGGAUGGAAGUGUCUGAAAGUGGCAGUGCAACAGAAUGCGCUAAAAGAAUUCAUCGCCAAUGUCUCCGGAACUUAGUUGAAGACACAGAAGAAGAGGAUCGAGCACUAGACGAAAAGGCUUGUGCAGAUGAGGCGGAGAACCUUUGUGACGGUGUCAAUAACUUCCUGAGCUGCUAUUCAAAGCUGGUGCGGCACCCACCAAAAAUUUGUGCUCACCCGGUUCCGGAAAUCACCAGAAAAUUCAAUGAUCUCAUCCAAACUUUCAGUCACGAUCUGAUGUCAAAAUACACAGAAAAUAACGCGAUGGCGAAAGACAUGUGCUGUGUCCACGAAGAACUGUUGGAUGAAAACCCCAUGGAAAAUCCCUGUGGCGUCCGAAACGAUGAUGACUCUGAUUGAAGCGGGAGGUGUAGGUGGAGUUGGCGACACAGAAAAUCAGUUCGAACUCCUGCUAACCCUUUGCCAUCAAGAGCUGAUCCGUAAUCCUUCCUUUUUUUCUUCCAUGUGUAUUUCUUUGCAAAUUUAAAAUCCUUUCACAUGUUUACUUAAAAGUGUAUGAAUGUUGUAGGAAUAAAUUUCAUUU